Miniopterus natalensis is the source of this 1777-nucleotide messenger RNA. RefSeq names its product CD82 molecule (gene CD82). Gene Ontology annotation, cellular component: plasma membrane. The record is from RefSeq and is a predicted model, not a curated record. NCBI's taxonomy places the organism in Eukaryota, Metazoa, Chordata, Mammalia, Chiroptera, Miniopteridae.
CGAGCGAGCGAGGCCAGGUCGGCGGCGCCGAGCGGAAAGCACAGCGGGCAGCAGGUCUUCUAAGACUUGGAUUCUAAGGAACCCCUCUGGAAACGCUGCUCUGGUCCUGUCAUUUGACAGGGAGCUCCAGGGCCAGCAGGAUGGGGUCAGCCUGUAUCAAAGUCACCAAAUACUUCCUCUUCCUCUUCAACUUGCUCUUCUUUAUCCUGGGCGGAGUGAUCCUGGGCUUCGGGGUGUGGAUCCUGGCCGACAGGAGCAGUUUCAUUUUUGUCCUGCAGACCUCCUCCUCCUCGCUCAGCGUGGGGGCCUACAUCUUCAUCGGAGUGGGGGCUGUCACCAUGCUCAUGGGCUUCCUGGGCUGCAUCGGCGCUGUGAACGAGGUCCGCUGCCUGCUGGGGCUGUACUUCGUCUUCCUCCUCCUGAUCCUCAUCGCCCAGGUGGCCUCUGGUGUCCUCUUCUAUUUCAACAUGGACAAGGUGAAGCAGGAGAUGGGCAACAUUGUGACCAAGCUCAUUCAGGACUACAAGCAUGGUCAGGAGGACAGCCUGCAGCAGGGCUGGGACUACGUGCAGGCUCAGGGCAAGUGCUGCGGCUGGGUCAGCUUCUAUAACUGGACAGAAAACGCUGAGCUCAUGAAUCGCACCACCCUCACCUACCCCUGUUCCUGUGAGCUCAAGGGGGAGGAUGACAUCCCCCCCUUGAAGAAGGGCUUCUGCGAGGCUUCCAGCAACAGUACCCAGAGUGACAACAUCCCCGAGAACUGGCCCGUGUAUAAGAAGGGCUGCAUGGAGAAGGUACAGGAGUGGCUGCAGGAAAACCUGGGCAUCAUCCUGGGCGUGUGUGUGGGCGUCGCUGUCAUUGAGCUCCUGGGGAUGCUCCUGUCCAUCUGCUUGUGCCGACAUGUCCAUUCCGAAGACUACAGCAAGGUCCCCAAGUACUGAGGCAGCUGCUGUCCCCACCUCCCUGCCUGUCCCCUAACCUCAGGGCUCCUAGGGGUCUCCCUGGCUCCCUCCUCCAGGCCCGCCUCCCACCUCACUGCCAAGGCGCCUUGUCUGUCCUGUGCUGCUGGGAGUGAGGGGCUGUCUGAGGCCUGGACCCCCUCCCUGUCUUUCUGCCUCUGGCCUUGAGCCCUGCUGCUGUGGCUCCUCCACUCACUGCCCACCGGGGUUCUCUGAGCAACUCGAAGAAAACACUCCCUGCAGCAUCUCUGCACAGGUGGGCUGGGUUUCUGCCUGCCUUUGGGGAUGUAUAUAUUGUGUGGGGGAAAGUAUAUUAAAAAUGGGGGGGGAGGUGUAGAUAAGGCACCCUGGGCUGUCAGGGGACUGCCCACUGCGUGGGUCAACAUUUUUCCACUAUGAUGCUUAUACCUUUGGCUUUCAUAUUUUCAUUAAAGGUUGUGGGAAAGGGUGGGUUUUACCUGAUGUUGGGGGCGGGACCCCUUCCCAGGCCUGACCCAGAUAGCUCAGAUCUGCCUGGGCCGUGUUGUGGGAGCAAGGCCUGGAUGAGCUAGGCUGAAGGCAGUCUGGCCUGGCCCUGGCUGCUUAGGGGACCAGAGGGGCACAUCCUUGUGGCGUGGCACAGAGCUGGCCCUGCCUUCACCAGGACCCUGAGCUGUUCAGGGAAGCAGGAAGGAUGCUGUCCCUUGGCCUCUGCCUCCCGGGGAGUGGGUGGGUGAGGCUGUGCUUUGUAAGGGGGUAGGGAGGGGCUCUGUGCACAGUUAUGUAAAGCAUAACUAUGAUUUGAAGACUGACUAUUAAAGAAGAUUUGUAAGAAUCUA